CUGACUGUGAAAUGCCUGAAGAAGUUCGCCGACAGGAGUUUGGCCGGCCUGCACGGCGAAUAUCCUUACCUUCCUGUGUCAGUAACUAACUAGCAACUACCAUGUCUAGCCGAGGAACAGAGGGUCGAAUCCAUGGCCGUCGUCUUAUCGUGCUCUCCUUCAGGGCAUUGUGCGGAGAGCCAGAGUUUGGAUGUACGAGCUGAGGUCCGGGGGGUGAUGAGUCGUAUAACUACAGCUGAAUGACAUACAUAUACGCCGGACUCAGCAAGUGGUCAUCUACGUUUUGAAACCAUACUCGAAACUAUCACCGCAACCAAGCCCUAACUAUUCCUGGAUUGCUGAAAUGAACAGGAUACUGAAGAAGCUGGAGAUCGAGCAUGAAGGAGGUACGCUGCCAGACCCCUGGAUCAACUUCGACAUCAAGCCCAUCGAGGCUGGACGGAGGACAUGGUCGGCAUGGACUUUCACCACCUACUGGGUUCUCAUAAACUCCAACAUCUCCUCAUACAUGACCGGCAGCUCCCUGAUCGCCCUGGGACUACCUUGGUGGCAGGCCAUCAUCGCCAUCGUCAUUGGUAAUCUGCUAGCGGCUGUCUUUGUCGUGCUCAACUCCCUACCAGGAGCAUACUACCACCUCGGCUUCCCAGUCGUCAACAGAUAUGUCUGGGGGAUGUACGGUAGCCAGUUUGUCAUCUGGAAUCGUAUCUUCUUGUCUAUCGGUAUGUUCCUUUGCUUAUUUUGUAAAUAUAUUAACUAACAGUGUUUCAGUAUGGUGAGUUUAUUCUGCGGAUGUAUGAAGAGGUGCCGGCUAACCAAUGUAGGUACGGCUUCCAAGCAUACAUCGGAGGACAGUGUGUCUACGUCUGUCUCAAGGCAAUAUGGCCGUCUCUCGAGCAGCGUAUACCAAACCACCUCUCCCCUUCAACAGGGAUUACUACCGCCCAGUUCGUUAGCUACAUUAUCUUCAUGGUCAUCUCUCUUCCAGUUGCAUACAUCCGGCCGCACAACCUGCGGAUGUUCUUCUACAUCUCCGCAUCUGUCAUUGUCGUUUUUGAAUUCGUCCUUCUCGUCUGGGCGUUGGCCACCAUGGGCCCUGCAGGGUUUGGCUCCACAAUCUCAGGCGGAGGGCCAGGGGAGCCAGUCAAGGAUGCUGGCUGGCUUGUUGUGUUUGGUAUCAUCAGUACAAUUGGCGCCAUAUCCGCCGGAAUCCUUAACCAAAAUGACUAUGCUAGGUUUGCAAGGAAGCCCAGAGACGCUAUUCUCGGACAGGUCAUCAGCUUCCCAAUUUUCAGCAUCAUUUGCUCUGUCAUCGGCGUGCUCGUCACUGCCGCAACGCAGAAGAGGUUUGGUGAAGCACACUGGGACCUACCGUCUCUCAUUGGAGCGAUCAUCGACCACGGAGGAUCCAGAUCGAGAGCUGCUGCAUUCUUCGCAGGUGGUGCUCUCGUCAUUUCUCAGAUCGGCGUCAACAUCCCUGGAAACGCUCUUUCGGGAGGUAAUGUCAACCAUCCCGGCUGCUCAUCAAAAAUCCUAAUUUAACUAACCUAUGUAUUCAUUGCUGAACUAGGCUUCGACCUCGCGGCGACAUUCCCCAAAUACAUCAACAUCCGGCGCGGCGCAUACAUUACUAUCGCCCUCUCUAUAGCUUGUAACCCGUGGAAACUCGUUUCCACAGCCACUAUAUUCCUCAGCGUGCUGAGCAGUUACGCUGUGUUUCUGGGCCCAAUGACCGGCCUCAUGAUCUCGGCCUGGUUCAUCGUUCACAGACGGAAGCUCAAGGUCGAGGACCUCUACACCGGCAACCGCGCCAGUAUCUACUGGUUUAGCCACGGGUUCAACUGGCGUGCUUUCAUUGCAGUAAGAUACACCGUUAUCUCAAACACCUGCUCACGCCUCGUAUUCAUUAGUUAAUGGAUUGUUUCCAGUGGAUAUGCGGAACCGUUCCAUCCCUGCCGGGCUUUAUUGCAACGGUCAACACGGAUGUCCAUGUCCCCGUUGGCUUCACCCGUAUCUACAAGCUCUGUUUCCUGGUCGGUUUCCUAAUCAGUGCAUUCGUAUAUAGCGGGAUGCAUCUGCUUGUUCCCGACAUGAAGCUGCAGGAGUAUGUUUCGACCGCUGCUUCAUCUGCAGUCUUGAUACGGGAUUAUCGAGACAGCAUCGACAGAGGGCAGGACCUUGUCGAAAACAAGAUUUUGUCCGAUGCAUAGACUUGUCUAUCGCCAUUCAUAAUGGUCCGUUGGCGAAUUUUCUCCUUGUCACGAACAAUUUGUAUAUUUUCAUCGUCAUCUUUUGAUGUUUAAUGAAUUUUUAUCUUUUUUAUUUUAAUUUUUCAU
Molecule: messenger RNA, 2333 nt
Organism: Trichophyton rubrum CBS 118892
Lineage: Eukaryota; Fungi; Ascomycota; Eurotiomycetes; Onygenales; Arthrodermataceae
Exons: 1
Coding region: 770-1534 (254 amino acids)
Source: RefSeq, a predicted model, not a curated record